This is a messenger RNA of Tarenaya hassleriana, 1452 nucleotides long. RefSeq names its product VQ motif-containing protein 9. Lineage: Eukaryota; Viridiplantae; Streptophyta; Magnoliopsida; Brassicales; Cleomaceae. The record is from RefSeq and is a predicted model, not a curated record.
UCACUUUGGGUUAUAUAAAAUCUGAACAAAAUACAAGUCAUAUUGGACCAUUUAUUAUUUAAUAUUGUUAUUGUCAUUUUUAAGCCUCAGAAUAUUUUCAAAAAAGGAAAAGAAUCGUCGUCUUCUUCCUCUUCUCUCUCUAUACGAAAGAAAACUAGAUUUGAGCCAUACAUAUAAGACGAGGAGAGCCCCUGCUUCCAUCCUGUUUCUAAUGGACAAGAGUUGCAGCGCCUCCGGUGACUCCUCCGCCGCAAGCUAUACGGGAAACAGAGAUAGUUACCUGAGACAGCUCAAUAAGCUCUCCCACAAGAUCUCCAAACCAACAUCCAUUACCACCGUGAAACACCCCGGGUUUGACCCGAACCCGAAUAACUGCGUUCCAUCUCCACCGCCGGCGAGCAAUCAUGGGAAUCUCCUCCACCAUCAUCAGCCUCCUGUUUACAACAUCAACAAGAACGAUUUCAGAGAUGUGGUGCAGAGACUCACCGGGUCACCUUCCCACGAACGGAUCUCUUCUCCGCCGCCGAUUCACCAGCCCAAGCCCCAGAGCUCGCGUCUCCAGAGGAUUCGACCUCCCCCACUGGCUCACCUUAGCAAUCGCCCGCUCAACCCGGCCAUUCCGAUGACCAGCGCGAUUUCGGCGGCACCGCUCUCUCCUCUCCCGCCUCUACCGCCGUCUCGUGAGCUCAACUCGGUGUCCACCGUGGAUUCCAACCCGAAGCAGUUGUCUGGGUUCUCACCGUUGGCUCCUCUGUUCUCUCCCCGGCGGUACCAGCAACAGGAGAACGCUCCGCCGGAGAGGGCGGCGACAUCAUCAUCGGUCCCGGCGCCACCGCCACCGUUGGGGUGUAUGAGCUCGCCGAAGUCUCAUUACGGUCUUUUUUCUCCGAGCAUACCGUUGUCACCGACGCCCGGUCAGUUAGGGCUUCCUCUGUCUCCGACGACGGUGCCUGUUCCGAGCCCCGGAUACAAAGGUCGUUGACCGGAAAAUACAGAGCACCAUAUCUCAGAAGCAGAUGAAAACGGUGUCGUUUUCAUGGGGGAGAAGCAAUGAAUUACUCUUGGUCUCUCUUUUUUUUUUUUUUGUAAAUGAUUAGUGGGGGGUGGAUUGGUUAAAUUGAAAUUACUCUCUUUGGACAAAUGGUUUGUCUGGUUGGAUGCUUGUUCAUAUAUAUACCAUGAUGGGUGGAAUUUUUGAAAGAUCACAUAAUGAGAGAUGUCUUCAAAGCUUCCUAGUUGUUACUUUUGUUCCCUUUUCAGCAAAAACGCGCAUCUUCCCAAGUGUGUUCUUCAGACUGACAAAGAACAUAGAUAGUUAGCUAGCUUCAUGGUAAAAUCAACCCCACAAGAAAGCUUCAUGAUGAUCCUGAGUUCGAAUCCAGCGUGGAAAUCCAGAGAGAUGAUUCAACUUGCCAUGACAGAAAUGAAAAUACAAACAAGCCAAGCCACAGA